Messenger RNA from Priapulus caudatus, 1156 nucleotides. Its product is annotated as 39S ribosomal protein L35, mitochondrial-like. Gene Ontology annotation, biological process: translation. Gene Ontology annotation, molecular function: structural constituent of ribosome. Gene Ontology annotation, cellular component: mitochondrion; ribosome. The record is from RefSeq and is a predicted model, not a curated record. NCBI's taxonomy places the organism in Eukaryota, Metazoa, Priapulida, Priapulimorpha, Priapulimorphida, Priapulidae. The transcript has 3 exons. The coding region runs from base 29 to 628 and encodes 199 amino acids.
AUGGGAUUGAAAUUCGGGAAUUUCCAAGAUGUCUGCCCCCUUAGGAAAGUUAAGGUUUCUUCUUGCAGGAAGCCAGCGAUUGCUGAGCGAUGUGAGGAGCAAGGCAUUAACAGUACCUGUGCGUCGAAUGACGACGUCACUACCAGCAUGCAGCUGGACAAUGACCCGACUUCAGCCCGGGUGUCAACCUCAGAGCACGCUGCACGUGCCACGUGUGCUUACACCACAUUGUAGUGGCUUGACAACUGUGAUGUCAGCUUCUCCCCUCAAGAAAGAAUGUGAGAAGCCGCUGCUGGCUGCGGCACGUUCCAUGGUAACCCCGCGGAGAGACCUGAUCAAGUUCUCGCUGAGGAAGGGCAAGCGCAAGACGGUGCGGCCAGUCGUGGACCGCUUCUUCCGACUGCGCUGGGGACGGUGGAUCCGGCCGCGCGUUGGCCGCAACAAGAAGCUGUGGAAGAAGAGCGGGCGCCGCCAGUGGCGCCUCCGGCAGCACGUGUUCGUGACGGCGCGGCAGGGCAUCAAGCUCGACAAGAUGGUGACGAAGUUCUGGAAGCGGCCCAAGUACUAUGUGGACGACAUCUACGAACCCUACCACAAGCGUCACCUCCCGCAGUUCCCACACCUGUGAGAUACUGAUAUGCUGCUGUGUGAGCUUGUGUGUGGGCAGAACGGCCGCGCCUUCUCUGGUUUGACUUGGUGCUGCCAUCUGUUGGCCGAUAGAGGUCGAUUUUAACAGUUAUUUGUGUGAUCGACAUGUCAUGUUUCGUCCUGCCAUCUGUUGGCAGUCAUCACUAUAUUUCGACCAGAGGUGUAUUGUGGAUGGAUGCAUUCUCAAUAGCAGGAAUCAGGUUUGUGAGUGAGAUUCAUGCGAAAUUCCUUUCUACUCGCGGUCUACCUGUAACAUCAAAUGCUUCCAAUCCAGGAUACUAAAGGGAAAAGAGAGAGGCACGUCUGCAUGUGAGUAAGAGGGAGCAGGAGAACGGUGGUAACUAGGAAGAGAGUUAACAAGAGAGUAGGAUUUAGUAAUGAAAAGUAUCUUAACAGCAGAAAACAAACAACAGUAAGCAGUAUUUACGAAUUGGAAUGUUUUAUUACAACAACAAAAAGCAUUGUCUGAAAAUAAAUAAUAAAUAAAUGAAUUCUCAUAGACCAUCAA